Trichosurus vulpecula (common brushtail) is the source of this 1509-nucleotide messenger RNA. RefSeq names its product cytochrome P450 2J2-like. The record is from RefSeq and is a predicted model, not a curated record. Gene Ontology annotation, biological process: xenobiotic metabolic process; arachidonate metabolic process. Gene Ontology annotation, cellular component: cytoplasm; intracellular membrane-bounded organelle. Gene Ontology annotation, molecular function: heme binding; iron ion binding; oxidoreductase activity, acting on paired donors, with incorporation or reduction of molecular oxygen, reduced flavin or flavoprotein as one donor, and incorporation of one atom of oxygen. Lineage: Eukaryota; Metazoa; Chordata; Mammalia; Diprotodontia; Phalangeridae. The coding region runs from base 1 to 1509 and encodes 502 amino acids. The transcript is spliced from 9 exons.
AUGCUCUCCCUGCUCAGUGGUUUGGCCGUACUGGCCACCUCCCUCCUGCUCCUGAGAAUGCUUACCUUCUUCCUGGCUCGGAGCCAGUUCCCUCCUGGCCCGUGCCCACUCCCCAUCCUUGGAAAUCUGCUGCAGUUGAGUUUCCAGCUUCACCCCAAGAAGCUCGGCCAGCUGGCCAAGAAACAUGGCAGCAUCUUCACUGUGUGGCUGGGGUCAACGCCGGUGGUUGUACUGAAUGGUUUCCAGGCUGUGAAGGAUGCCUUGGUCACCCAUUCGGAGGACUUUGCUGAUCGGCCAGUUACCCCCCUCUUUGAGGACCUGUUUGGCAACAAAGGGAUCAUCUCCACCAGUGGUCACGCCUGGCUACAGCAGAGACGUUUUGGCCUGACCACCCUACGCAGCCUGGGAAUGGGCAAGAAAGUCCUGGAGCAGCUGCUGCAGGAGGAGGCCCAGUACCUAGUGGAGAUCUUUCACAGAGAGAAUGGCAAACCCUUUGACCCCCAUGUUCCCAUCGUCAGGGCAGCAGCCAAUGUAAUCUGUGCUCUAGUAUUUGGCCAUCGCUUCUCCCACGGGGAUCCCGUCUUCCGAGAGCUGAUGAAAGCAAUUGACUUUGGGCUGGCCUUUGUCAAUACCAUCUGGCGCCGGCUGUAUGAUGUUUUUCCAUGGCUACUGCGCCAACUCCCUGGACCUCAUCACAAGAUCUUUCGGUAUCAGGAGAUGGUGAAGAAUCUUAUCUGCCAGGAGAUCCAGAGCCACAAGAGAAGGGCACCCAAGGACACAGAGGACUUUAUCAGCUGCUACUUGGCUCAGAUCACUAAGAGAAAGGAUGACCCUACAUCAACAUUUGAUGAAGAGAAUUUGAUCCAAGUAAUCAUUGACCUAUUCCUUGGGGGCACGGAAACCACAGCCACCACCCUGCGCUGGGCACUGCUCUACAUGACCCAUCACAGAGAUGUUCAAGAAAAGGUGCAGAAGGAGCUGGAUGCAGUCCUGGCUCCAUCCCAGGUGAUCAGCUUUGAGGAUCGGAAGCGCUUGCCUUACACCAACGCCGUCCUCCAUGAAGUACAGCGCUUCUGUAGCGUGAUCUCCGUGGGUGCUGUGCGCAAGUGUGUGACAGCCACUACCGUGCAGGGAUUCCCCAUCCACAAGGGCACAAUCAUCUUACCCAAUCUGGCUUCUGUGUUAUAUGAUCCUGGACACUGGGAGACCCCGUGGCAAUUCAAUCCCAGGCACUUCUUGGACAAAGAAGGAAACUUUGUGACCAAUGAGGCCUUCUUGCCCUUCUCUGCAGGUCACCGGGUUUGCUUGGGGGAGCUGCUGGCUAAGGCAGAACUCUUCCUCGUGUUUACAAAUCUGCUCCGAGAGUUUCAGCUGCAGAUUCCUGAGGGGGCCUCUGGGAAUGAGCAAGAUUACAUUUUCUGGGGCACACUGCAGCCCCAGCCCUACAAGAUCUGUGCCAGCCCUCGUCUGGACUGGUCUAGAGGAUGUGGCAGAAAAGACAGUCUUUAA